AUUUCACUCAGUAAUCAAUAUGAUUUUGAAAUGUAUAAUCCUUCUUUUCUUAGGAACAGAAGUUUUUGCUGGAAAGGUUAAAUAUGAAAAUUACAAAGUAUACGCAAUGACACCAAGCAAUAAUGAUCAUUUGGUACUGUUGGAAACUCUAGAAAAUAAUCAACAUGUCAACAUUUGGUUGAAUCCGAAACGACUAAAUGAAGUUCAUACUAUAAUGGUUUCGCCCAACUACCAAAACACAUUUGAAGAAUUGUAUAACGACCUUAGCCUUGAAGUGGUGAUUAAAGACGUGGAAUGUGCUAUUAACGAAGAAAAAAGGAAAAUACUGGAAGCAACCCCUUUAAACAGAGGUGAAGUGCGUUUUGACAGAUACAUGCGAUACAUUGAAAUUCAAAACUACCUUGAACGGAUCGCACUACAGUACAAAGAAAUCGUCAGUUUUGAGAAUUAUGGACUUUCCUAUGAAAAAAGAAAUUUAACCUUGGUUAAAAUAUCUACUGGGUUCGGCCUUGAUAAACCAACUAUACUAGUAGAUGCUGGAAUACAUGCACGUGAGUGGUUGGCUCCAGCUCAAGCAUUAUACAUAAUAAACCAACUAAUUAAAAAUGGCGAUAAUCGAAGAUUGAUAGAAAAUGUUAACUGGAUCAUCAUUCCUCUAAUCAAUCCAGAUGGAUACGAAUAUACGCAUACAACCGAUCGGUUAUGGCGAAAAACUCGUUCAAAGGGGAUCGUGUGCGAUGGAGUAGACGCAAAUCGAAAUUUUGACUUCCACUGGUCGGAAGAAGGAGGUGACAGGGAUGAAUGUUCAGAAAACUACGCGGGUCCAAAAGCAUUUUCAGAACCGGAAACUACCGCGCUUAGCAGAGUUAUUUUAAAGUAUGCAAGAAAUACAAAGUUGUAUCUCAGUAUUCACACACCGCUUUUGGCUCUUUUACAUCCAUGGGGCUAUACAUCAGAUUCGCCACCAAAUAGAGACGAGUUACGUGAUCUUGGAUUAAGUGCAUCUGAUGCUAUUUAUGCCGUAAAUGGGACUCGGUAUAAGGUCGGAAGCUCCGUGGAGAUUUUUACCCACACAGCGGGAUCGAGUCGUGAUUGGGCUUAUGGUUUUGCUAACAUCAGUCUUUCGUACACUGUUGAACUACCGCCGGGUCCACAUAACGUUCAUCAAAUGCCUCCUGAAAACAUUCUGAGGGUUGUUACCGAAACGUUCGAGGGAAUAAAAGUUUUUCACAAUUAUGUUAACCAUCGUCGCACUUAAUCUACAUAUCAUGAAUUCUUGCCAAACUAAUUAAUGCGGUUAUAAUCAAUGUGCGCGGCCUGAGUUACUUUGUCUUUAAUUGAAUAAAUCACUUGGUUAUUUCAAUAAUCCAUUAUAA
Molecule: messenger RNA, 1376 nt
Organism: Photinus pyralis (common eastern firefly)
Lineage: Eukaryota; Metazoa; Arthropoda; Insecta; Coleoptera; Lampyridae
Product: carboxypeptidase B-like
Exons: 4
Coding region: 20-1258 (412 amino acids)
Biological process (GO): proteolysis
Molecular function (GO): zinc ion binding; metallocarboxypeptidase activity
Source: RefSeq, a predicted model, not a curated record